CUUCUGCUCCAGGAUAUAUCCAGAUGGAACAACUGAGGGACCGUCAGAUGGUCAGACUAUCCACCAAAGUUGGGUGCUCGACUAAUCCGUGAUUGGGACACGCAACCAGCCCACCGUCCUUUGCUAUGGAUGCCCAGAGGUCAGGAGCAAGGGGACUGAAGUGCAACCAGAUGUUGACGCGCAGUCCCUUCAAGUGCUCAGCGAGUCUGCAAUCUCUUACAAGCCUACUGGCGGCCGCUAAGGAAAUCCACUCCAGGAUUGUCACAGUGCGGUGACUUUUGAUUUUUCCACCCACCCUUUCUACUGACCGCUCUGUCACUUGGGCUGUGUGUGUGUGUGUGUGUGUGUGUGUGUGUGUCUGUAUGCGCGUAGCACCGCCGUUUUUGCCACCCCUUUUGCAGAUAGAUACGGGGCAGGGAUGAUGAGCAAGCAAGUGGUCCCCGACCACAAGCUGGCAUCGGUCGCUCCAAUGAUAAACUGCAACGACGUGGAGAGGAAGGACGUGGAGCUGGUGCUGGUGAAGAAACGCAACGGGCUCCAGUGUGCGAACAGUACUAUCGUUAACAGCCCGGCCGACGGCGAGCCGGAGCGCAGGGAGACGUGGGGGAAGAAAGUCGACUUCUUGCUGUCUGUGGUCGGCUUUGCAGUGGACUUGGCCAAUGUGUGGAGAUUCCCUUUUCUCUGCUACAAGAACGGGGGCGGUGCAUUCCUCAUCCCAUACCUGCUGUUUCUACUGAUCGCCGGGAUGCCCCUGUUUUACAUGGAGCUGGCUUUGGGACAGUUUAACCGCGAAGGAGCAGCCACCGUCUGGAAAAUCUGCCCUAUAUUCAAAGGUGUGGGCUAUGCCGUGAUACUGAUAGCCCUUUACGUCGGCUUUUACUAUAACGUCAUCAUAGCUUGGUCUCUGUACUACCUCUUCUCAUCGUUCACCUCUGAUCUACCAUGGGCACACUGCAAUAACUAUUGGAAUAGUAAGAACUGCACUGACCCGAAGCUAUUUAACACCUCCUUGCUGGGAAACGGAACCAAAUAUUCCAAGUAUAAAAUCACGCCAGCGGCAGAGUAUUACGAGCGAGGCGUUCUCAAUCUCCACGAAAGCGCAGGAAUCCAUAACUUGGGCCUACCAAGAUGGCAGCUUAUCCUCUGCUUGCUUGUCGUCAUCAUCAUUCUGUACUUCAGUCUGUGGAAAGGGGUAAAGACUUCAGGAAAGGUGGUGUGGAUCACCGCGACCAUGCCCUACAUGGUGUUGUUCGUCCUAUUGAUCCGGGGAAUCACACUACCGGGGGCAAUGAAUGGCAUCAAGGCCUACCUCAGCAUUGACUUCGAACGCCUGAAGGAAGCUCAGGUCUGGAUCGAUGCAGCAACUCAGAUCUUCUACUCCCUUGGAGCUGGCUUUGGUGUUAUCAUUGCAUUUGCCAGUUAUAACAAAUUUGACAACAACUGCUAUCGAGACGCAAUUUUUACCAGCUCCAUCAACUGCGUGACAAGUUUCUUCUCAGGAUUUGCUAUCUUUUCUGUGUUGGGCUACAUGGCAUACAAGCACGGAGUUGAUAUUUCAGAGGUAGCCACAGAUGGUCCAGGCUUGGUGUUUGUCAUCUAUCCCGAGGCAAUCUCCACGCUCCCAGGUUCAACAUUUUGGGCGAUUAUGUUCUUCAUAAUGCUGCUGACAUUGGGGAUAGACAGUGCAAUGGGUGGCAUGGAGGCGGUGGUCACUGGAAUCACGGACGACUUCAAGAUUUUGAAGAAGCAUCGGAAGCUUUUCACGCUGGUCACUGCAGGCGGAACCUUCCUGGUCGCGCUGCUUUGCAUCACCAACGGGGGGAUUUACGUAUUCACGUUACUCGAUCAAUUUGCAGCAGGAACAGCUAUCCUUUUUGGGGUAUUAAUAGAAGCUAUUGGUGUGUCGUGGUUUUAUGGAGUUGACAGAUUCAGCGAAGACAUCAAACAAAUGACAGGCUUCAAGCCAGGACUCUACUGGAGGCUCUGCUGGAAGUUUGUUAGUCCAGCCUUUUUAUUGUUUGUAAUAAUCGUCAGUAUUGUGAAGUUCAAACCUCUAACCUAUGAUGAAUAUGUAUUCCCAAAUUGGGCAAACCUCGUUGGCUGGGGAGUCGCAGUGUCUUCUAUGUCCCUGGUGCCAAUCUAUGCCAUCUACAAACUCCUCACCGUACGUGGGACUUUAAAAGAGAGAAUAGCUUACUGCAUUACUCCUGAGAAUGAACAUUAUCUUGUGGAGCAAGGAAAAGUGCAACAGUUUAAGCUGAAACAUUGGCUUGCGAUAUGAAGGCUUCCAAAGCAGCUCCAACACACUAUGAGAUGCAAUGAAAAGAAUAAAUUCCUGGUUUUUGAAAGAUUUUUCAAUUCAAUUAGCGUUUCAAAGAUAUUGGAUUCAUUACACGUCAGGUUUGGUGCCAUGCCCUGCCUGCUUUAAUGUGGAUGGCUGGGCAGAGGAGAGUUAUUUAUUUUGUGACGUUUUUCAUGCAUGGAGUGUGACAGACUGCAGUUGCCUAUAUAACAUUAAUUAUACAACACGGAAUAUUAUUUCUUCCUUCAUUAAUGCCGCAUGAAUGCAUUAAAGAAAAAAUCCAUGGGCAUUUGAGAGCAUCCAGCAGCAUUUUUUUUAAACUGUGUUCUUGCCAGCAAAAAUGAAGGCAAGCAAUUUGUAGAUCACUGUUUUCCUUUAUAAAGUAUAUUCCAUCAUUGCAAACUGACAUGAAUAUUGGUUCCUCCAUGACAUAACCACGAGGAUCUCUGUUCAAAGCAGCUUAACUGAAUGUCAUCAGUCAUGUUUCUAACAAUAAACUAAUUUACAGUUUGUUCUGUAUUUGUACACAUGUAAAAUGUAAACCUCUCGGAACAUCGUCUGCUUGUGAUAGAUUCUAGCCUUAAAUUUUCGAAACUACUGCCAAUGUCUCUCAACGCUUUCACUCUGACCAAAUAUUUUGAGUUUAAUCUCCCUCGUUCAUGAUCCUUCACAGGAGAGAGUUUGUUUGGCAAAGUUCAUUGUGAGAACGCUAACUCAUGUGUUCGACAUUGCUGUGAUUUAAGUCAAUGCUGACUGUGCGGAUGCCUCCACAAUGAUGGUUUUCUAAGGUUUGUUUUGUUUAGUUAUAGAGAUUCAGCAUGGAAACAGGCCCUGCGGCCUGCCGAGACCAUGCCGACCACCAAAAUACUCGUUCCACAUGCCCCCACUUUCUCAUCCACCCCCCACACACUAGGGACCAUUUACAGAGGGCCGGUUAACCCACAAAGCCGCACGUCUUUGGAGAUAUGGGGGGAAACCGGGGCACCCGGAGGAACCACAGGGAGAUCGUGCCAACUCCACACAGACAGCACCAGAGGUCAGGAUCGAACCUGGGCCUCUGGCACUGUGAGGCAGCAGCUCUACCAGCUGCUCCAUUGUGCUGCCCUGUUUGUGGUCCGCAUAUGUUAUGUAUUCAUCAAUAAGUUUUCUAAAGAAGAAAUUUCACCUUCUUAUUUCUAAGCAAAGAUGGAAAUCUUGUAAAUCCACCUGUGCAGCCAUUUUAAAGACUUCCGCUUUCAAACCUGUCUCAUUUAUCCCAAUUUAACAUGCUGUUUUCUAUACACAAACAUGUGCCGCGAUUGUCACAUGGUUAGCUGCUAGUCUUUGUCUUUGGUGAAUUCUGCUUAAGAAAUGUAGUGCCUAUUACAUUCCACAAUUGCAAAAGCAUAUCGACAAAAUUAGGAGAAGUGAUUUUUCGCCAUUAAUUCGUCAGGUUUAGUAAA
Molecule: messenger RNA, 3744 nt
Organism: Amblyraja radiata (thorny skate)
Lineage: Eukaryota; Metazoa; Chordata; Chondrichthyes; Rajiformes; Rajidae
Gene: slc6a2
Product: solute carrier family 6 member 2
Exons: 15
Coding region: 419-2281 (620 amino acids)
Biological process (GO): amino acid transport; dopamine uptake involved in synaptic transmission; sodium ion transmembrane transport
Cellular component (GO): plasma membrane; presynaptic membrane; axon
Molecular function (GO): norepinephrine:sodium symporter activity; dopamine:sodium symporter activity; neurotransmitter:sodium symporter activity
Source: RefSeq, a predicted model, not a curated record